Messenger RNA from Hyalella azteca, 6913 nucleotides. RefSeq lists its product as uncharacterized. Gene Ontology annotation, molecular function: protein binding. NCBI's taxonomy places the organism in Eukaryota, Metazoa, Arthropoda, Malacostraca, Amphipoda, Hyalellidae. The transcript has 6 exons. The record is from RefSeq and is a predicted model, not a curated record. Bases 80 to 5269 code for a protein of 1729 amino acids.
ACAUGGCAUGAACAUCAUAGCAGUUAGGAAGUCAUCACUGCACCUAGUGUGAGAACAGUUAGCAUUAUACCACCUAAUAAUGGUUGGUGUUGUGAUGAUGGUGGGGAUGAUGGUGGUGGGGAUGGUGGAUGCUUCAUCCGACACGACGGAGACCGGCGGGAAUAACUGCGUCGGGACAGCGGCGGUGGCGGCGGUCAUUACGGCGGUGCUCAUCUUGGCGGGCGUCGGGGGCGUUCUCUGCAUCAGGAAGCGGCGGGCUGCGCCGAGGACAAAAGUGGACCUGGAGGCGGCGGAGAGAGCGGCCUACGUCAACCCCAACUUCUGUGGGGACACUGCAGGGGCCGUAAGCCUAUCGCCGUCUGACCUAAGCCCCAACACAACCCUACCCUACACCCUGGACCAGGUCAACGGGGUGCUCAAGGCAUCCAAAGAGAAUAAUAUCGUUCAACUGCGCGCUACCGACUUCGCUGGGCUAGGAUUCACUGUGAGCGGGUCCCUGAAAGACGGAAUACACGUCAAGGAGCUGUUGAAUAAAGGUCCUGCCGCACUGUCUGGCAAAGUCAAAGUCGGUGACAGGCUGCUGGCACUGACAGUCGUGAUGGAGAACUGCACCAAAGAGGACGCGGUUAGCCUGCUGAGCAGCGCCUCCCCCUACCCAGUCCUACUGCACCUGCAGCAGAGUCCUGAGGUCAGACCAGACGCUCAGUCCCCAAAGAGGAAGCCUCAUUCAGCGCGAGCUGUGGACUUGAAAACCAAUGAAUCUUGCUUCAAGUCGCAGUCGUCCGGAGAUCUAUCGAAGAUCUCAUCUGUCAAAUCGAACCUGAGUGAAGAAGAAGCCCUGGUAUGUCAUUCUGAUGCGUCAUGCACUCGUAAAUCCGACACUGCCAUCGACCAACUGGCCGACGCUCGAAUGCUGAGAGACACGAAGCAGGGGCGGCAUUCGGAGAGAGCAAUUGAUGUUCCUGAUGCAAUUCUGAAGUUGCCACUUCAAGUAAGCCAGUCGGAAAGAGCCAUUGACUCGCCUGAUUCAGCCUUGAAGUCUUCAUCAGCCUAUGGGGAAUUACAAACGAGUACUUCCGAGAGAACAAUUGAUGUGCCAACAAUUGAAGUGUCAAAAUUGACGCUUCAAGAAAGCAAAUCAGAGAGAGCCAUAGACAAGUCUGGUCCUGCUUCAAAAUCUUCAUCGCCAUAUGGCAAAUUACAAGCAAGUUUGUCCGAAAGAACUAUUGAUGUGCCAGAGGCAGUGAUGAAGUUACCCCUUCAAGCCAGUCAGUCGGAAAGAAUCAUUGGUGUGCCAAAUUCAUUGGUAAACUCAGCUCCAGAUUACAGUGUGCUUCCAAGCAGCUUGUCAGAUCGGGCUUUGGACAUCCAAACUUCGAGUCUGAAGCGAUCAAGUAUUUUUGGCGAACUUCAUCCCAUGCCACAUUCGAGAGAAAACUCUCCGUCGCUCGAAGAAGAAAUAACUGACGCCACUGACGAAGGCCUCGGUACUGAAUCUCCCAAAUCGCCGGACAAAUCUUUCGAUUCUUUCGUCAUUUCUUCAGUGUCACCGAGUAGCAUUUCCCCUGUGGCGAAAGUCCAUGAACAGGAACUAAACGAAGCUGAACAUCUUUCAACAGCUCACGGUAGCUGUUCCUCACUGGAAAAUGAUGACGAUGAAGAGAAUACUUCCAUACCUCCCUCUGGAAUUUUGUGGGGGGACAACGCCCUAAGUUGCAAGGAAAAUUUAGAGUCACCCGAAGCUUGCGUUGAGGUCACCAUUGCUAAAACUUCCAUUGAAAUAAUUCCUAACGAGGGUGAAAAUCCCGCUUCUAUUAAAAAAGACAUUGCAAAGGAAAGAAAUAAUGAUGAAGAUGAUGAGGAAACGGUUUCAAGUAACAUAGAGAUAAAACACUACUCGCGAGAUAUUACUUUGAGCCAAAGCCAAGACAAGGACGAAAAAGAAGACAUGAAAGGAGAUUUGAGUAGCGAAACUCAGGUAUUUAAUUCUGCUCCUUAUCAAGAAUCAGAUACUGGAGGUGAACCCACUACCUACAUUCCACUUCAAAAGCAAGAGGUUAAUACCCAUAACGAAGAAAAUGCAUACAUAUACCCUAAUGAAGAUCUUGACCUGGCCGAAAAGCUGGAAAACAGCGAUGACUCUGAUGAUGAAAGAACCGCUGAGGCAAUCCGUUUGAUCAAUACGUUGUCGAAUGCCACUAAGAUGACAAAAACUCAUGAUUCAAAUUCUGCGCUUAUUGACGAGGCAUUCAGCCUUUACAACUCUGGUGAAAGCCGUGCAAUAACUUCGAGAACAAAACAAUUAUUUGGCAGUCCACAGUUAGCAACAACAUCUGGGAAUGAAUCACCAGAAGAGGUCGAACUUGACUCGACACGAGAACAUCAGGAUCAUUUACAGUCGUCCAAGUCAACAGCCACUGUGAAUAAGAAGGUCAUUGCACAAAAGGUAUCGUCACCCAACGACCGGUCGAAUAUUUUUGGCAUGUACGUAAAUCACGAAUUUUGUGAACCACCGUCGAGUAGCAAUAUCCAAUCGAUGCCUCGAUUUGAACAAGAAAUUGAUAAUGAUUCAUCUGGCGAGCGUGAUGCUUGUGGCAUAGGCGUGAAAUUGGACUCAGAUGAAGAAACCGCAGAUGUUAGCGACAAAGUUUUGGAUCCCUCGAAGAACAUCACUACCAUGGUUAGACAUCAAAUAGAAGCCGAUGUAAUUCUUCAUGCAAUCGUUCCUGAGCAUUCCGGGCACGAAGUCAGCCACAUGAGCGUUGACGGUGAAAGAAAAAUUUCUUGCUUCGAGUUUGAAUUACCAAAAUCAACAAAGAAAUCAACCUUCGAGUUGCAGUUAGAUAAUUCAGGAGUUCGAUCUGAAUCAUCCCGACGCUUUGCACAAGUGCAACCGGAUAUAGUGGAAGUGGCAAAUUUUGGAUCAAGAGUCACCGAAAGUGAUUUACCAGAAGUCGAUACUUAUCUCACAGAGAUGAAUUCAUCUGCAUAUAAACAAAGCUCCAACGAUGACGACGAACUUGACAGUGAGAAUGACACUGCGUCCCAGAAGCAACAAGAGUUCAAUGAUUUUGGAAACGUCUUUGGUUUUCGUGGUUUCAAAAAACACAUCGCUCGACGCGACACAUCCCGGUCAGACGUAACUGAAAUGGAAGAAAAUAUACCAAAUGCAGGCACAUGUGCUGCAAAAGCUAGUGUGCCGAUUUCUUCGCCAAAUUCAGUUUCUGUUUUGCGAAUGAACUUUGAGUCGAGCUUUGAAGCUCCCCCGUCAGACGAUGAUGAUGAUGAUGAUUAUGAUGAAACAAUGUGCUCGAGUCUCAACAGGAACUAUUUGCCGGAAUCCGAGUCGUACUUGCCAUCCAAGCAAGUUAGAAUAAAAACCGCCUACCCUGGCAAUGUUAUUGAGAUCGGAGGAAAUGUUCUCAGCGCCAUUAACAGAACAGCUGCAGAAAACUCCUUAUUCUCUUCCUCCACAGCACCAGCGGUUGAAGAAAAAGUUAAUACUGGAAUGAAUAAAGCGAUUCCUGUUGCAUCUUCCGCGGGGCAUGUGCGGCAGCGUUUUGAUGACCUAAGAACUUCUUUCGAAGAAAGUUCACGUCCACAGGAAAGGACCAGUGCUGAAGACAAGGGGAAGUAUCCUGGAACUCAAAAUGAAAAUAAUGCAACUUAUGUCGACCAAUCGGUGGCUACUAAUCUUCUUUAUUCAUCUGAUAGUGACUCAGACGCUAUGGUCUUGGCGGCAGAAAUGGCCGUAGCUCAACGAAAGAGAAAAUCUGGUAACAAAGUUGGAUCAUCGAUCAUAAUAAAUGCCGAAGACGGCAUUAAAAAUGAGGUCGAUGAUAAUCGAAAAAUUGAUUCUUUUAGAGUUUCAACGCACGCACCAAAUUCAGUGACAGUUUCGAAUUCACUUUUCCAAGAACUUUCAUCUAUACCCGCACUUCAACCGCAAGAAGUCUCUGUCGGUUGCAUGCCAUCAAAACUUGUUGAUGAACAACAUGAUGUUGUAACCAACCCGAGCCCAUCACGAGAUGGGGUUUACAUUGUGUCGACGACCAAACAUGGAAAUGAAGAACUUCCUCGAGAUCUACGGGAUAGUGACUCAAGUAAUUUGAAAAACUCUGAGGUUACAGUUAUAUCGACUGAGAACCAGAAAUACCCUUCAGAUUCCGAUGAAAUGAAGAAGAAAGCCGCAUCUCUGGAUGAUUUGUCGUAUAUCCCCAAUUAUUUGGAUGAUUCACUGCGAGAAAGAGCAACGUCACUGGAAUUCAAGUUAGAGCAUGGAGUUGAAAGGAAAAGUUCAUUCAGAGCUCGCAGGACUAACUUACCAAGGUCAUCAACCUCUAUGAGGGAAGUGGAAAGGUAUUCUACAGUGACAGUGAAAGAUGCAAGCAAUGGUCGGGACUUCCGUCCUCCAGCCGGCCACAACUCUGAAAACCCUCGAAAAGGUCACAGUCAUUCAGUUUUCGUUCAAAGUUAUCGUCGGGACCAACGAGCUUCCAGUCUUGAAGGUAUCCCUUCCUGCCUGAGGAGGAGCAACUCUACCAAAUUGGCGAUUCACCAGUCAAACGUCACGGUCAGAUCAAACCCCACUCUAUCAUUAUCAACCAACAACAUUUCUCCUACAAAUUUGGAAGUGAACUACGAUGUGACUCGAGUGGAAGUCGAUGAACCAAAAGGUGGAAUAAUUUCUAAUAUUGAAAUUAGCGGCGAUCGAGGAGCUUCGAUUACAUCGCUCACGCAUUCCUCCCCUUGGCGUUCAACAAGCGAGGAGUUGCAACAAUCCCCUACAUAUCAACGAUCUUCACCUCAUUCUAGUAUGCAAUCAACUCCUGAAACACGCGGUACCACGACAAUACAAGUCCUAGAAUCAUCCAUGGAACCUCAAGACGUUUGUGUCGAUGGUUCAAACAAUGGUCGAAUGAUAAUGGAUCACUUCAAGAAACAGUACCUAAAUCUGAGAACUAAUGGACUCGAUAGCGAUGCCGAAGAUGAAGUUACGGUGACCACAGGCGAUGCUUCCUUUUUCACGGGACCAGGAGGCACCUUGACAAACAGAAAGCUGGCGAGUGAGUGGACUCACAUCAACGGAAAUAUUGAAACUUUGAAUGCGGAAGGUAAAUCGGCUAAAGACAUACCCAGGUUUAUACCCUCCAAUUAUACUGAAGAUUUCCAACUGUCCAGGGAAGAGUAUCCAGAGAAGGCCAUUUUGACCUCAACCACCCAAAUUAGGGUGUUGGGAGAGCAAAACAGUGGACGUGACGAUAACUGAUGGUCGCGUUAACUGGAACGUUACGAUGCGAAUUGCACGUGGUGAAUACUCGUGUGUAACUAUCAGAACUUUAAUUUCUUGUUCUGUUUUUUUUUCCUUGCUGUUUAUAAAGGAGACCAAUUUUGACAGAAGCAAUUUCAAUUUAAGAAUAUUGUUUAUGCGUUGUGAAUUUUAGCUUUAGAAUUAUCGCUCAACUGAUCUUAGAAGAAUAGUAAUAAGUAAUAGUACGUGCACCAGUACAGGUUUUUUAGAUACUACACAUAUUUUGGAGUUUUGGUAAUCAAAAUGCCUCAGUAUCUUUUUUAAGAAAAUUGUUUAAAAUUUUUCGAACAAUUAAAGGUGUUUUAAUGAGGACUACCACAUCUCAAGGAGUGUUGCAUCUUGUACGCAAGUGAACGUCAAUUAACCAAUGUGAGAUAAAUUAACCAAUAUAAAUGCAGUAUUUUUAAAAUUACCUACAAAGUAUUUAAUGUAUUAGCUGCUCAACCUUUCGCUUCUUUUUGAGCCUUAACGAGCGCUAAGUAGUUUUUCAUUUCAUUCCUUCAGGUCAUAUAUUUUACCUAAAAAGUGUAGGUAAAAUAUACAAUCAAUGGAGAUGUUAUACCACCAUUUACCUGCUAAUUGUUAUCACGAAAUGACCAACCAUAUGCCAGGAACUAGUGGCCAACAAUGAACUAUUAUUUAUUAUCAACAAUUGGCUAUUAUGAACUGUUCCCACUGACUUUAUUUUCCACAGAUUAUCGAAAAAAACUUUUCGUAUUAAAGUGUUUACGUCGAAUUGUUCUUCUUAUAGAUAGUUGUUUAAAAUAAUCAAUAUAGUCAAAGAAUUGCUGACGUUCAAUAUAGUAUUCACUUGAUUAUGACUUCGAUAGAAUAACAAGCUCAAGUGCCUUCAAAGUUUGUGAAAGUUUCACAAUUUUCGCCGACUGAUCAUAAUAAUAUGUAACGUUUGUUAUAAUAUAUAACAUAAGAUGAAUAGUUUGUAUUUUAGUGGAUUACCUUUAGAUUUUUAUCGCUACCACCUAUGAUCAAACGCCCCAACUCCGGCCAUUUAUUUUUAAUAUAAAAUUAAUUAUAUUGGAUAAAAAUUGGUAUGUAAAGAGUAGAAUGAUAUAAUAUGCUGGACGAGAAUAAACAAAACGUAAUUAAGCUUUCUUGAAAUUUGCUCUCCAAAUUCAAUAUGAAAAAAUAUUAUAUGAUGAAGAACUAUAUUUCCUCACGGAAUAUUAACUUUAUUUUUAAUUUUACUUGUACACUUGUUGUACAACUUGUACACUUGUACUUGUUCACGGAUCUUUUCACUUAUAUCCAUAAUACAAAAUUUGCUAUUAGAUUUUCGUAAAACAUCAAAUGGGAAGCAGCAUGUUAAGUUUACAUAAUUUGGCACAAAAUAGUUUAUUGUGAUAUAGAUUACUGAAACAGAGAUAAAUGAAUGGGUCAGGUUGACACUCAAAGUUGGGUUCCUUGUUUUCGUUAAAAAUUACUGCAUAGUAAUGAGUCUCCAUGAGACACUUAUGUUCAAUGACUACUCAAUUUUAUUGGUCAAAUUGGACCCACUUAAAAACCUUCAGAAUAAAUUAGAACUUAACAAGACUCAUCCAGCAUUACUAAGUUCUUUUGGUGUACAAGUGACAUGACAUAAGA